UCCGAACGCAUAAACGAAUAACAUCAAGUCCUGUGGUACCAAAUAUGGAUUUAAAAAUCGUCACUUGGACCAAUGACGAAAAAUGGACUAAAAAUAGAUUGAACCGGACCCAAAAUUAUUUCCAAACAACCACCAUAUAUCCUAACCACCGUAUACUAUAUGUUAAUCUAACAAUUUGUUGAAAUGCUUGACUUCAUGCGAGAUUAUUAAAACCUACAAUAAAAUAAAAUAAACAAUGAAGAAAGUGUUGAGAAUGUUAUGCAAACAUGGCCAGCUCGACUUUUAUUUGUUGGAAGAAGUUGUCUUCUUCUUAAACCAUUUUUGUAUUUUGUGGUUGAUAUUAAGGAUGAAACAAACAUCAAUCUUUGGUCAGAAAAAAAAAAAUAAAUUGUCGUUGAGAAAUGAAAGGAAGGGCCUACGUAAUGAUCUUCUUCUUCUGGGCUCUUCUCACAAUAAUCACCCCAAUGCUUGUUAGCUGGUCUCAAGCUCUCAAAAAUCUUCCACCACUCUCUCAUGAUCAAGAACAAAAAAUCAAAGACACCAGUCCAAGGCGAAUGAUGGGAUAUACAGAAGAAAUGCAUUUGGCACAAGAGUUUGUUAGUCACAUAAAAGAAGAGAAGUUGAUGAUGGUGCCGUCCAUGGCGCCGACUCCUGAAGAUAACCCUGUUACGCUUUCAUUACCUUUCUUGCGAAAAAAACAACAAGACGGAUUAGUCGUUGAACGUGCACAUCCCAUUAGAUUGCAAUAAGUUAAAAGAAAUUCUUUCUUUUUCUUUGUUUAUUUUGGCGAUUAUUUACAUCAUCUUUAUUGAUCAAGUAAGUGUUCAUAAUGACUCCGGUUAUUUUUUUAAUUAUACGAAACCUAAUUAAUCCUAUUCAUGGCAGAGCAGUUCUUG
Molecule: messenger RNA, 896 nt
Organism: Arabidopsis lyrata subsp. lyrata
Lineage: Eukaryota; Viridiplantae; Streptophyta; Magnoliopsida; Brassicales; Brassicaceae
Exons: 2
Coding region: 402-749 (115 amino acids)
Source: RefSeq, a predicted model, not a curated record